GUCUACCUGAAAUAUUACUCAAGCAAUCACUGUGGUGAGAUCAGAGGAGCUACUGGAGAGUAGCUACUGGAGAGUAGCUCACAGCUGCUGGCUCACCGCAUCCGAUCUGCUAUCUGGACUCUACUGUUCCUCGCCUAGCGAAGCCGCGAGGUGUUUUGACUGGUGGUUUAGCACCUGGAGCCAUGCGCGUGUAAACGGCGAGCGUUGCUCGUUCCGUAGAGCUUUCUGCUUGUCCGUUCGAAUUCCGCGCUCCUUCCCUGGUCGACAUCAGCUUAUCUCACACUCACCAUCACGACCGUUGGUGUCAUUCUAAACGUCACGAUGGACCGAUCGCGGCAUCGCAGCCGUAGAUUCGACUGUCCUCGCGCCGAAGCUCAAAACACCCGCCUUUCCCUGUCUACACCGUUCAAGCGAGCCGUCGCACCGCUGCUGAUCCUGGCGCUGCUGCAAGGCGUGGCGACGACGGCGACGUCUGCGACGCCUGCGACGGACGACGGCACGUACUCGCAUGUGCUGACGAUGUCGACGUUCAAUGAGAGCCUCGCCGCAGCCAAGGAGCCCUGGGCGCUCGUCGAAUUCUUCGCCAGCUGGUGUCCCGCCUGCCAGUAUUUCAAGCCGGAGUACGAGCAGGUGGCGCGGCUGUUCAACUCGCCCUCCUCGCCCAACUCCGAUUUCAUCUACGUAGCCAAAGUCGACUGCGCAUCAGAUGGUCUGCUGUGCACGCGGUUUGACGUGAGCAGCUACCCGUCCAUGUUCUUCGGGCGGCCGGGCGCGUUCAGCAGCGGCGACCGGCACUCGGACGCGGGCAAGGCGGCUCUGGAGACUGUCACGCCGCAGGAGAGGACCUCACAGGGCGUGCUGGAGUGGAUCAACGUGCGCACUGACAGAAUGUUUGCGCUGCCCAAGAAGGGCGGGGAGGAGACGUUGACAGCGACGGCGGAGCAGGGCAAAGCAGCUGUCACCACCACCACCACUGACAGCGCCCAAGACGAGGAAGGGCAACAACAGGUUGGCCCGCGUGCGAAGCUGCAUGACAUAGAGGAGGCCACAGCUGUCGCCUUCAACUUCAUCUUCACGUCCCUGCCGCUCAAGAAGGCCAUGCGCAACCCCUUGGAGGACUUCAUUCGCCUCAUCGCUCAGCACCACCCGUCCAAUAGGUGUCGGAACGGGGCGUCUGUGCUGCUGCGCCUGCUGCCGCUGGCGUGGCCGCUGUCAGCAAUCGGGGAGGAGGAGGAGGGCAAGGGGCAGGGGUCACGCAAGGAGCUGGGGGCUCUGAGGAUCAACAAGACUGCCCUCGCAGGGGCUAAGAUAUGCGGCGCAGACCUGCCAUCUGGCACGUGGGACCAAUGCAAGAGCAAGAUCAAGGACCGCAGAGGGUACAGCUGUGGGCUGUGGCUGCUGUUCCAUUCGCUGUCGGUGCGCGUGGGGCCAGAGCAGGGCGGGUGGUGUGUGAGCGCCAUGAGGGACUUUGUGACUGUCUUCUUUGGGUGCAGCAAAUGCCGCGACCACUUCCUGCAAAUGGCAGAGCAGCUGCACAUUGAUAAAGUGAAGACCAGCAAGGAUUCCGCACUCUGGGUGUGGCGCGCACACAACUUGGUCAACCAGCGGCUGGAGAAGGAGGAGGCAGAGGCAGGCGGCAAGAGGGGUGAUCCCGAGCACCCCAAGCGGCAGUGGCCCACGCUCUUCCUCUGCCCGCUCUGUGCCCAAGACGAUGCCAUGGCCACUGCAGACUCGGCUGAAGCCGCCUCUGACCCGGACCUCUCAUGGGACCUCGAAUAUGUGCACUCGUUUCUCUACAACUUCUAUAACGAGCCGGAAGGGAGUGGGGGGAGUGGUGCAGGGGAAGGAGCGGAGGGGGAGUCUAUUGGUGCCGGAGGUGGUGCGGGAAGGGUGGAGAUGGUGGGUCGGAGAGAGGGGGGAGGCGGGGGGAUGGUGAUGGGUGGGCUGGUUUUGAUGCUGCUGGUGUGCUUCUGUGGGUGUGCCACGGUCCGAAGGUCCAUGCUGCGCUCUCAUCCUUCUCGCCGUCGUUGAGGAGCAAGCACAAGUGGGGAGGAACGUACGGGCUGCAUCAAGUCUGACCUCCUCAUCCUCCUUUCUCACACCUGCUGCAUACUGCUUGUUUCACAACUGCUGCCUAUUGACUAUUAGCCAAACCAACGUUGGUAUGCAUGGAGAUGGAUUGUAUGCAGAUGGAGGUGCAUAUUUAAUUCCAUUGACACCAGUGUCAUACUGGCCAUCAAAGCCAUUGAUUUACCAUUGUGAUAUUCCUCCCUCUUUUGCCGUUUAAAACUAGAGGUA
Molecule: messenger RNA, 2298 nt
Organism: Closterium sp. NIES-67
Lineage: Eukaryota; Viridiplantae; Streptophyta; Zygnematophyceae; Desmidiales; Closteriaceae
Source: the annotation of a GenBank genome assembly